AUGUUCUCACGACGUCAGCCUGAUAACAGAGACCUGGUGUUCAAGGGACUCUCUGUCAACAGAGGUGGAGGUCCUGCACUAAAACAAGCUACUGGACGUGUGAAGCAAGGAGAGAUAUUGGCAGUUCUUGGUCCGAAAGGUUGUGGAAAGACAUCCUUGGUGUACGCCCUGGGGGGAAGAGUGCCCACCACUGGUCAAGUCCACCUCGGGGGUGACCUACUAGGAAGCAGACGACAGGAGCUCUCUGUAGUUGGAGCAGACGACAUCUUUCUUCCAUUGUUGACAGUUAAGGAAACAGUGCAGUAUGACGCGUCCCUUCGUUUGCCGUCACGGAUGACGCUGUCUGAAAGGGACGUCAGAGCCGACAAAGUUAUUGAGUUCUUUGGACUGAAGCCAUACGUUGUCUUAGCCGCGCAGUUCACAUCACCAAUGGUAAAAAGACGUCUCAGCUUAGCGUGUGAGAUGUUGACCGACCCGUGUGCCCUGCUGGUAGAUGAGCCUUUUGCGGGUCUAAGUUUUGUGGAAGCUUUACGUCUUAUGAGAAUCCUGAAAUAUUUAGCAGAAAGCUUGGACAAGAUAGUUGUCAUAGCAACCGAAAGCGUCAGCAGCGCGAUAUACCAGAUGUGCUCUAAAGUCAUCUUCCUGCAUGACGGCGAGAUGGUGUAUUCUGGGGAGACGUCCAUGUUGACUGAGAUACUACAUGUAGCCAACAUUACAUACCCAGCCAACACAAACAUGGCUGACUUCAUGUUAGAACUCCUUACAAGUGAGGAUCAUUAUGACGAUACCAGUCAGCUGAAAGGAUUAAUCAAGGCAAGUCCGCAAUGGAGGGACCGCUCUGGAGACGUAACGUAUAAUGGCGUGGACUGUCGCAAACAGUUCCUAACGGUCAGAGAGGCCAGGACCCGUUUGAAGAACUCUCAUGGUGGGGACAACGAUGCAGUGGUGGAUGAAGAUAAAGUAUCACUCAUGAUAGAAUCAAAAUCAUCCGAAGAAGAACAUCAACACUGGAAACAAAGAGGUCAGACGUCAUUUUUGAUUCAGCUGUCAACGCUGACGUCACGCAACUUCCGGAAUGCGCGACGGCGGAUUUUAAACCCAAUCAGCAUUCUUCAGAACACGUACAUUCUGGUCGUGUGUGUCCUUAUAUGGUGGCGACCAGAGAGGACAGAGGGCAAGGUCAUGGACAGGAUGGGACUGUUUUUCUUCACAACCGUUCAGUGGGCGUUCUUUGCACUCCUCGAUGCUGUGUUCACAUUCCCCAAGGAGCUGAAGGUUGUGACGAGGGAGAGAGUACAGGGUCUGUACAGAGUGAGCGCCUACUGUCUAGCCAAGAGCAUCAGCGAGUUACCACUCACCACUCAACCCUGUCUAUACAUGGGCGUCAUGUACUGGGUUGCCAACCUCAACAGCGCCAACGCCUUCGUCAAGUCAGUCGGCGUCGUCAUCGCUGAUGUCUAUGCAGCUCAGAGUAUCGGACUGUUUCUUGGCACAAUGUUAAACCCGCCGUGGACCGUCUCCGUGAUGUCGCUGGGGUUGCUGUCCAUGAUGUUGAUUGGUGGUGCCUUCAACACUCCCCCUCCGUGGAUGCAGUGGGGAAAAUAUGCUUCCUUCUUCUACUAUGGCCUUCAGUCUCUCAUCUCUCUCGAAUUCUCAGAUGCUCAAUCUAUAACGUAA
Molecule: messenger RNA, 1677 nt
Organism: Haliotis rubra (blacklip abalone)
Lineage: Eukaryota; Metazoa; Mollusca; Gastropoda; Lepetellida; Haliotidae
Product: ABC transporter G family member 14-like
Cellular component (GO): plasma membrane
Molecular function (GO): ABC-type transporter activity; ATP hydrolysis activity; ATP binding
Source: RefSeq, a predicted model, not a curated record